Molecule: messenger RNA, 1178 nt
Organism: [Torrubiella] hemipterigena
Lineage: Eukaryota; Fungi; Ascomycota; Sordariomycetes; Hypocreales; Clavicipitaceae
Source: the annotation of a GenBank genome assembly
AUGACGGACCUCGACGACGCUAGCCAUGUAAGCCAGCAGGGUCUGGCUGCUAUAGUCUGGGUCUGUUUCGCUGUUUCCACCGUCUUUGUCGCCUCUCGCCUUACGGUACGCAGCUAUAAUCACCGAAGUUUGCAGACGGAUGAUAUAUGGAUCAUCCUGGGAUGGAUCUCGAUGCUGCUCAUGUCGAUACUCUGCAUGCUACAGUCGCAGUCGAUAUGGCAUGUGGCGGCUGUUGAGGAUGGCCGUGUUGUGCAGGACCAAGCCAAGGCGGAUUGGUACGAGGAGCAGCAGGCAAGAUGGCACUUUGCGCUGGUAUAUCUAUUUUGGGUGGCGCUGUGGUGUGUAAAGGCCAGCUUCCUCGCCGUCUUUUACCAGGUGCUCUAUCCAUUCCGGAUCCAGAGGACCCUGUGGUAUACUGUGACAAUUUUCGUUACGCUUGCCUUUCUGGGCUGUGCCAUAUCGAGUAUAUUCAACUGUGAGAGGCCUGGCGACUAUUUCCAGGCUGGCAAGUGUGAAGGCUCGGCUGAUAUACACCGCCAGAGAUUCAACAUUUUGUUUUCUACAGUCUUGGAUGUGGUGUCCAAUGUGGCCAUCAUCGGGCUCCAGCUGUCCGUAUUGCCAGUACUUAGCCUUGACCGACGCAAGAAAAUCGGAUUGGGUGUUAUAUUUGGGCUAAAUCUGUUUGUUGUCUGUGUAGCUGUCUUGCGUAUGGCGCAGAUACUCAUGGAUGAUAAAAUUGAUGUUGUUGGCCUGGACAUUUGGAGUGCCGUCGAAAUAUGUACUGCGCUAAUCAUUGGCUCCCUGCCACCGCUCAAUGGCUUGUUGUCUCGUCUGAGACGCAAGAGACGAGCAAGUCAGAAGAGGAGCGAAGCUUCAUUGGAGAGCGACUUGGACACGGAUGUCAUAUAUGCGCACGGCUCCAUGUCCAACACUGUGAUGCGGAUAGAGUCUAUUCUUAUGGAUGAUGCCCAUAGAAACUCUAUGCGCGACGGAGGAAUAUAUGUGCAGAGGAUGUUUAGCAUACACGUUGAGACGCAGAGCGAGAUGGAGCUUGGAGCAGCCUGCGGAGACACUGCAUCUGAUGCUCCAAUCAAUUCCUCUGAGCAUAAAGUUUCGAAACAAUGGUGGCAGUGGUGGACAGGUACUAAGAAGUAGAAAUUCAGGUUUAUUUAUACAGA